Molecule: messenger RNA, 895 nt
Organism: Saccostrea echinata
Lineage: Eukaryota; Metazoa; Mollusca; Bivalvia; Ostreida; Ostreidae
Product: required for excision 1-B domain-containing protein-like
Exons: 4
Coding region: 5-523 (172 amino acids)
Source: RefSeq, a predicted model, not a curated record
CAGCAUGGCAGAAGAAAACAAUACAGUGGAGGGGCUGCCCGCUAAAGAUUUAUUAAAAAGAUUUCAUUGUCUGCAAGGAGAAAGAGUGGAGACGUACAGUUUAUUUGAAGAGGGAUUCCAGGCAUACUUGAAUGGAGCUCCAAACUAUAAUUUCCCAAUGUACAGACAACUUGUUCAUGAAAUAACCCAAACAUUCUCCAAAAUAUCUCAAGAUAUCAUAUUAAUUGUUAAGCAGUUAGAGGAUAUCCACAAUCUGACCAGUAUAGCUUCCAUUGUCUCUGGAAUUCAAAAUAACGAAAAGGAGAAACUUGAAAAGACUGUUAAGUUACAACUAGCAAGACAAAAUGCUACAGACCAUCCCAAUGAUUCUAGUUUCAAAGAAGAAGAAGCAGAUUUGAAAGAAAGUAUUCAAGAUGUUAUACGGGACAUCAACGAAAGGAUGGAGGAGCUGAAGUUUGAAUCGGAAGAUCUCUAUGCUGAUGAUUUGGAGGAGGAUAAAGAUGAAGAUGCAGCAGAUAGAUGACAUUUUGGGAGAAUGAGGAAGAUUUAACUGAGCAUCAUCAAAUUAUGUGGUCUAGUUAUAUUGUACAGUUUAAUUAUUCCCUUCAGUUUACCAAUAAACAAGAAAUUCUGGUGUGUGAAAAUAUUGAAGAAAUACUAAUUCAUGCAAAAGUUAUCAAUAUAACCAGUUCAAGAGGGCAAAUAUAUAACAGAUGUGGCAUAAGUAUAGUUUGAUGUGCAAAUGCUGUUUUGAUAUACCCUAUCAGAAGUUAAUAAUUUGAAUUGAUAUGUGAUUUUAAAUUGUUAUUAAAAAAAUUGUAUGUUUGUUAUUUAAUGUAUGUUUGGUUUACAUCUAUGUUAUUUUGUUUUUAAAGUAUUAAAAUAUAUUAUGUUA